Molecule: messenger RNA, 1440 nt
Organism: Penicillium subrubescens
Lineage: Eukaryota; Fungi; Ascomycota; Eurotiomycetes; Eurotiales; Aspergillaceae
Product: microfibrillar-associated 1 family protein
Exons: 1
Coding region: 1-1440 (479 amino acids)
Biological process (GO): mRNA splicing, via spliceosome
Cellular component (GO): U2-type spliceosomal complex
Molecular function (GO): RNA binding
Source: RefSeq, a predicted model, not a curated record
AUGCCACCUCCGCUCCCCUCCCAACAUCGCGGAAUGACCGCGAACCCACUUAAACCUGUGGGUCGGUAUCGCCCCGGAAAGGCGAUCGCGGAGGAGCCAUCAUCUGAGGAGGAAGAAGACGAAGAGGAGGAUAUCGAGGCGCAAAAGGAACAAGAACGAAAGCGUCGAGCAGAAGAGCAGCGGCGAAGACAACAAGCGCCCAAAGCGAGCUCAUUCCCCGCAGCUGCCAUUAAAAAGGCUCAAGAAGAGGAUGAGGAUGAAGAGGGAUUCGUGACGGAUGAAGAAGAGGAUGAAGCAUCCCCACCACCUGCAAAGGCUACCCCCCAGGCCCGAAUCGAUACCGCGCAAGCUUCGGUGCCACGAACCGCGCCUAGCGCAAAGCUUGCAGCAAGUGACGAGGAGGAAGAGGAUGACGAAGAGGAGGAGGAAAGCUCCGAGGAAGAGAGCAGUUCAGAGGACGAAGCGCCACGACGCAUGUUCAUCCGGCCUACAUUCAUUAAGAAAGAUAAACGAGGCAAUGCGGGUGGACAAGGCGCAGAAGCACCAGCCCGAGCACCGAUCAGUGGCGCCGACUCAGCCGCAAAUAAUGAAGCUCGACGAGCUCAACGUCAAGAACUAGCAGAUCAAUUGGUCCGAGACCAACUCGAGAAAGACGCGAUCGCAAAGUCCGCCGCAAACAAAGCCUGGGACGACGACGACGACCUCGCCGAAGCCGACGAAGAAACCGCCAUCGACGACCGGGACGAUAUCGACCCAGAAGCCGAAUACGCGGCCUGGAAACUGCGCGAACUAAAGCGCGUCAAGCGCGAGCGCGAAGCCAUCGAAGAAGCAGAGAAAGAGCGCGAAGAGAUCGAGCGCCGGCGCAAUCUCACCGCCGAAGAACGAGACCGCGAGGACCGCGAGUUCAUCGCCAAGCAGAACGAGGAGCGCGAGGCAACCCGCGGCCAGACCGGGUUCAUGCAGCGCUAUUUCCACAAGGGUGCUUUCUUCCGGGACGAUCAAGUGCGCGAGGGUCUGGACCAGCGGAAUGUCAUGGGUCGGCGGUUUGCAGACGACGUCGCGGUCGAAACGCUGCCUCAGUACAUGCAGAUUCGCGAUAUGACCAAGCUAGGAAAGAAGGGACGCACGCGCUAUCGCGAUUUGAAGACGGAGGAUACGGGACGGUUUGGCGAGGGCUAUCAGAAUCGGAGGCGGGAGAAUGCUCCUCCUGUUGGAAUCACGGACGAGCGGUUUAUGCCUGAUCACGGCGAUGAUCGGGAUCAUGGACCGACGGGACCGACUGGUGCUAAUGCCAGUGCUGUACGGCCGCGGCGGAGGUCGAGAUCGCGGUCUCCUAGGAGAGACCGGCGCGAAGACAGGAGUCGAUCGAGGGAGCGGAGGAAACGUAGCCCGUCGCCAUAUGAUGACCGGGAUAAACGUCGACGAGUAGAGAGCUCUUAA